AUGAUGCAACUGUUUCAAGCAAAUUAUCAUUUAUCAUCAAUUAUUCAUAUGCAAUAUGAUAUUACAUUAGAUUCAUCUUAUACUUAUGGAUCAAUAUAUAUAUAUAAUUUUCAAACUGAAGAAAUAUUAAAACAAUUAACAUUAACAUCAUCAUCAUUACCUAUUUUAUCAUUAUCAUUACGCUCUGAUGGUCUUUUUCUUGCAUAUAUAUCAUCAAGAACAGUUACAGUAGUUGAUAUUAUAACUGGUACAGACGUAUUUACAAAAAACAUGUUUAUUUGA
Rotaria sordida is the source of this 282-nucleotide messenger RNA. The record is from the annotation of a GenBank genome assembly. Lineage: Eukaryota; Metazoa; Rotifera; Eurotatoria; Philodinida; Philodinidae.